AUGAGCACUGAGGAUUUCUUAACCGAGCCUUGUAGGCAUAUACUUUUGGAUCCGAUUAAUGCGAAAGAGCGGGAAUGCAAACGACUUAAGGUUAACAUAGAUGACGCCCCGGUCGCAAAGUACUAUAGGUGUCCGAAUUUGGAAGCUUCUGAUUCAUGCUCUAGGGCAUAUAGUAACUUCUGCUCCUUAAAAUGCAUUUGUGGCAAGUUUAUGGAAAAGGAGAUAAACACAAUGGAAGGUUGUCCUAAAGAAAUAUUUGGCAGCGGGAAGAAGUCUUUCAUCAUUUUAGACAAUAUGGAAGUGGGAUUUUGUUCCAUUGUCCUCACCUUGAAGGCACUUAGAGGACUCGGUUAUACAGAUCUUAAUAAGCUGGAUGAGAUGCUUGUGGACGUUGGUCACACAGAGGUACUAGCUUUGCUGGAAUGCUUAUUCUCUUCGGAUACUCCCUUGACGGAUGUGUUCUUGAUGAAACGGAGCUCAUGUAUUAUUACAAGGACACAUAACAUGCCAAACCUAGCCGUGCCAGCUUGUGGUAAAACAAAACCAAAUGAGCUACCAUCAGUCACUGUAUUUGUUAGGAAGCAGGACAAGAAAGUUCUUUAUGCCGAAAGCGGACAAGAAUUUGUGGAUUUACUACUCAGUUUCCUGGCUGUCCCUUUGGAGUCAUUAUGGAAAAUAUCCGGAGCCAAUAUUAAACUGGGAUGCAUUGGCACCUUUUAUAAAAGCAUGAAGAGUUUGAGCUCUAGCGAAGGCACAACAAGUGUAUUGACUUGCACAUCUAUGCUUCCUAUGAACUAUAAUUUCCAGGCACCGCGGCUUGAUGUCUGUAGCAAAGAUUAUAGUGUGUGGACAGUCAGAGGGAGUGCUACUAGAUGCACCCUCUAG
This is a messenger RNA of Brassica oleracea var. oleracea, 885 nucleotides long. RefSeq lists its product as uncharacterized. The coding region runs from base 1 to 885 and encodes 294 amino acids. The record is from RefSeq and is a predicted model, not a curated record. The transcript is spliced from 2 exons. NCBI's taxonomy places the organism in Eukaryota, Viridiplantae, Streptophyta, Magnoliopsida, Brassicales, Brassicaceae.